Molecule: messenger RNA, 1614 nt
Organism: Centruroides sculpturatus (bark scorpion)
Lineage: Eukaryota; Metazoa; Arthropoda; Arachnida; Scorpiones; Buthidae
Product: photoreceptor outer segment membrane glycoprotein 2-like
Exons: 7
Biological process (GO): positive regulation of synaptic transmission; positive regulation of synapse assembly
Cellular component (GO): postsynaptic membrane; extracellular region; cell surface
Molecular function (GO): kinesin binding; calcium ion binding; X11-like protein binding
Source: RefSeq, a predicted model, not a curated record
UUGUAUUUAACAAUAGUCCAUAGUGUAUAACAAUAACAUUUAAAAUGAGAAUACUAUUUACAGAAAGUGAGAGAAGAAUUAUUGGUUUUUGUUUAUUAUUUUUACAUAUUAUUAUGUGUUUCGUUUAUUCUGUAAUUCUACUUAAUCGUCAUAAUCAAAUCGAAUACGUGGAAAUGAAUUCUCUCAUUGGUUUAAACCUUGAAAAUACAGAAAUUUUCGCUACAAUUCUAACACACAUUAGCAUUAUUUUACAUAUAUCCGGAGCUUUGAUAAGUUCGAAUUAUAGUAACGCAUGGAACAGAUGGAUAUUUCUGAAUUAUUUCGGCUAUUGGAUCCUAUUUUAUUUGAUGUUCUUCAUGAGCGAAGUUGUGUUUUUACUUAUACUAAUAUCUCACUUUUGGGAGUUGAAGCCUCCGUGGGAAUUCGAUAUAAUCCCAUCAAUGAAAAAAUAUAGAUUAUCUGAAGAUAUAAAAGUCAUGUUAGAUAAAUUACAGAUUAAUUUGAAGUGUUGUGGUGGUAAAGGAAUCGGAGAUUGGAUGGAUAUAGCUUGGAUUCCUCGACAAGUUAUUAUUCAAAGAACUGGCAUCGAAAACAAGUUAACUGCAGAAUGGGUACCUGAAAGUUGCUGUAAUUUAACAUUUGAUGGUCCAUGCUAUCCAAAAUUUGUUUUUAAAGAAAGAAAAGGAAUAACGUACUAUGAUACUAUAGAAAUGUUCAAUAGUAAAGGUUGUAAUGAUGUUUUACCUCAAUAUCUACUUCUUCUUACGAAGAAAAUAAUAUGGUUUAUAGUCGUAAUAAUGACAACCAAAAGUAUUCGAGAAAGAAUUGAAUACACUCCAAGCUCUGGGCAACAGAUACUUUUUCCAGAAGCACAGUUAGAAUUAUGUGAUGCACCAUGUACACCAGAAAAAUUAACAACAAAAGUUACACUUUCAACACAUCACAUUGGAAAAGGAUGUGAUAGAGAUACCUACUCAGUCGACUCUCAAAGGAAACUAUGUGGUGCAAGUUCAGAUAGUAUAGAUUUACUUCCUUCUCCUGGUAUUGGUGCUGAGUGGACAAGAGAAUUACCAACUGAUGAAGGCCAUGAAAGUGAUCAAAUAUAUGAAUUUGAUGGAGUAACAAAUGCUGUUGUUAUUCCUGAAUCAACCCUUAACCAUAAUUUAACCAACAACUUCACAGUUGCAUUUUGGAUGAAACAUGAGCCUUUACCUGAUCAUAAUAAUUCACACAUGAAGGAACAUAUUAUCUGCAAUGCUGAUGAUCAUAAAAUGAACCGACACCACUAUGCUAUAUUUGUAAGAAAUUGUCGUUUAAUAUUGUUGCUUCGUCGUGAAUUUUAUCAAAAACGACCAAUUGUAUUUAGACCAGCAGAAUGGCGCUGGAAGACAAUUGAAGUUUGUGAUAAUCAAUGGCAUCAUUACGCCAUAAGUGUGAAUUUUCCAGAGGAUGGUCCUUUUAAUAAAUGUCGUAUCAAAAAUACUGAGCCACUUUCAUGGGAUCAAAGCCGCAAUCACAUUCUCCUUGUUGUUGCUUAUGAUUGUGGAAUGAAAAGAUCUAAGCCUACAACAGUUAAUAUUAAAGUUCAUAGAGUUUGUCGACCUGGCUGGAAAG